AUGGAAAUAAAGGAAAUGUUGAACUUGGCGCGGGUGCCCUCCAUCCUCAUGCUCGGGCUGGUUUAUGUGGCCUACGUGCUGAUCGGCGGAGUAGUUUUCUGGGAGUUGGAGGGAGACCUCGGACAGAAGGACAUCAGUCUUUUACUGUUGAACAAAAAGAAGCUGCUUACGACAUACACCUGUCUGAACCAAGAAGGCCUGGAGGCAGUAGCUCAGGUUGUUCAUGACGCGUCCAAGGUGGGCUUAAGUUUGAAAGGCAACUACACCACGGACGGCUUCUGGAAAUUCACCAGCUCAGCUGUGUUUGCUGCCACUGUGGUCACAACUAUAGGUUAUGGGAACAUGAGUCCCAGCUCUACCGCUGGCCAGAUCUUCUGCGUGUUCUUCGCACUGUUUGGGAUCCCGCUCAACAUGAUGGUGCUCAACAGGGUGGGCAAGUACAUGCUCGUUAUAGAGAGGAACAUCUCUGACUUCCUCGAGGGCAAGACCGGGCGCAGGAGGUGUACCCGCUUUUUUGUCCACCUGGUGUCUUAUCUGUCAGGAGCAGCUCUCUUCUUUGUUGUGCCCAUGAUUGUGUUCCAACAGCAUGAGGGCUGGACCUACUCCCAGGCCAUCUACUACUGCUUCAUCACCCUCAGCACCAUCGGCUUUGGAGACUUUGUGGCAGAUAGUAAUCCAGACAAACACUACCCAGAGUGGUACAGCGUCCUCAUGGCCUCCUGGAUCUUCUUUGGCCUGGCCUGGCUGGCCCUGCUCAUCAAUCACUCCACUGACAUCCUGGAGCGACUCAACACCCACUUCAAACAGAGGUGGGGUGGGCGGUUGCAGGAGAACAAGUCUGGCAGUGCAGAGGGUGACAACCCACACACACAGGUGGAGGAGGAAGAUGAGAUCAAGCAGCGUCCAGUGACACAGUAA
Messenger RNA from Chelmon rostratus (copperband butterflyfish), 918 nucleotides. It is a transcript of the gene kcnk17, whose product is annotated as potassium channel, subfamily K, member 17. The record is from RefSeq and is a predicted model, not a curated record. Gene Ontology annotation, cellular component: membrane. Gene Ontology annotation, biological process: stabilization of membrane potential; potassium ion transmembrane transport. Gene Ontology annotation, molecular function: potassium ion leak channel activity. The transcript has 5 exons. NCBI's taxonomy places the organism in Eukaryota, Metazoa, Chordata, Actinopteri, Chaetodontiformes, Chaetodontidae. The coding region runs from base 1 to 918 and encodes 305 amino acids.